Molecule: messenger RNA, 1647 nt
Organism: Mycena citricolor
Lineage: Eukaryota; Fungi; Basidiomycota; Agaricomycetes; Agaricales; Mycenaceae
Source: the annotation of a GenBank genome assembly
AUGCCAGUGAGAUCCCUGUUUCCGCUUGGACGUGAUCGGCACAUUGACUUGUCGCAGCCGACACAGACUGAUAUCCUGGUCAUCGGCGGUGGCCCCGCUGGCUCUUACGCUGCCAGCGCUCUAGCCAGAGAGGGCUUCAGCGUGACACUUCUUGAGAAAGAUUUCUUCCCGCGGUAUCACAUCGGCGAAAGUAUGCUUCCCUCUUGUCGGCCCUUCCUCCGCUUCAUCGGGGCUGAAGAGAAGCUCGUGAAGCAUGGCUUCACGGUGAAGGUCGGGGCGGCUGUUAAACUGAAUCAGCACAAGCGCGAAGGAUACACGGACUUCAUCACUCCAGACCCAGAAAAAGCGGCUUUCAAUGUUAUCCGCUCGGAAUUCGACGAGCUUCUCCUCCGUCACGCGGCCUCCUCUGGUGCCAGGAUCUUCGAGGGCGUAUCCGUCUCCUCGAUCGGAUUUGCGGCAAACCAACCGGUGUCAGCGGAGUGGACGCGGAGAGACUCCUCGCAGCUGCACACCGAGAGCCGGGGAACGAUCAAGUUUACCUGGCUUGUAGACGCCUCGGGCCGUAACGGAAUUAUGUCCACGCGGUAUCUGAGGAACCGCAAGUUCAACCAAGCGCUGAGAAACGUUGCGUUCUGGGGCUACUGGACCGGUGCGGGCGUCUACCAGCCUGGGACAAGGCGUGAAAAUGCGCCCUGGUUUGAAGCUUUGACAGACGAAUCGGGCUGGGCGUGGUUCAUUCCCCUCCAUAACGGAACUGUGUCGGUUGGUGUCGUCAUGAAUGAGGAAGCGAGCCGUGCGCGCAAAACCGCGCCCACAUCUGUCAAGGAGCACUAUCUCGCUCAGCUUCCAUUGGCGCCCGGUCUAGUUCGGCUGCUGGGCAAAGCACAACUGGCCAGCGAGAUCAAGUCCGCUGGAGACUACAGCUAUGCCGCUUCUGCGUAUGCCGGCCCGCAUUUCCGCAUUGCUGGCGAUGCUGGAGCGUUUAUCGACCCAUUCUUCUCUUCUGGGGUCCACCUCGCGUUUACCAAUGCCCUUUCGGCUGCGGCGACCAUCGCAGCUUCAAUACGCGGUGAGUGUUCCGAGAGUGAAGCGGCGCGGUUCCAUAACGAGAAGACCGGAACGUCCUAUACGCGAUUUCUGCUUGUGGUCCUAAGCAUCUACAAGCAGAUCAACGCGCAAGCAGCUCCGGUGCUCUCUGACAUCGAAGAGGACAAUUUUGACAGAGCGUUUGACUUCCUACGACCCGUCAUCCAAGGCACCGCCGACUCGGCUCACAGCGCGACCGAGCUCACAGAAACUACAAUCCAGCGCACCAUGGACUUUUGCUCGCAUGCACUGGGCCCCACGACCCCCGAAAUGGCGGCUUCCGUCUCGCAGCGGGUUCCGCACGCGCUCCUCGCGCCGGACGGCCCGCUGCUCGCGACCCAGGACGUCGUGCAGCUCGCGGACGGCGACGACGAGGCGAAGCACGUGCUGUGGCGCGUCAACGCACGCAAGGCGGUCGAUGGGAUAUACGACUGGGAGCGCAACUUCCGGAGCGAGAAGCUGGGCGGGUGGGUCGUUAGGCUGGAAACGGGCAGGCUGGGGUUGGUGAGACAAGGGUAGUGUCGUCAUCGCCGAAUCAGCAUUAGACAGAGCGAACAAAAU